Zingiber officinale is the source of this 1567-nucleotide messenger RNA. RefSeq names its product transcription initiation factor IIA subunit 1-like. Bases 166 to 1305 code for a protein of 379 amino acids. Gene Ontology annotation, cellular component: transcription factor TFIIA complex. The record is from RefSeq and is a predicted model, not a curated record. The transcript is spliced from 11 exons. Gene Ontology annotation, biological process: transcription initiation at RNA polymerase II promoter; transcription by RNA polymerase II. Lineage: Eukaryota; Viridiplantae; Streptophyta; Magnoliopsida; Zingiberales; Zingiberaceae.
CUCCUUAAUUCCCAGCGCUCCCGUCCGCGAUCGGCCCUUGUUCCCCCUUUCCCUGCUCCACCCCUCCGCCUGAGGACGAUCCCUAACCCUUGAAUCCUCCUGCGCCGCUCAUCGAAUCCUCCCAGGGCUUCUUCGAUCGUUGGCAGGGGCGAUCCGUCGCUGGAAAUGGCGACCAACGUCUCCGCCGUGUACAUCCAGGUGGUGGACGACGUCAUCAGUAAGAUCCGCGACGAGUUCAUCAACGAAGGUGCCGGGGAGAGAGCGCUCGCCGAGAUCCAGGCGAUCUGGGAGAUGAAGAUGAUGCAGGCUGGCGCAAUAAGCGGCAACAUCGAGAGGCCGGCUGCCCAGAAGAAUGUUGCCCCGACGCCGGUGCAUGAUCUUAACGUGCCUUACGAGGGGCCGAUUGAGGAAUACGAGACCCCAACUGCGGAAAUGCUUUUUCCACCUACUCCAUUGCAGACUCCUAUCCAGACACCACUCCCUGGAACUGAUUCGGGGAUGUAUAACAUUCCCACCGGCCCUUCUGAUUAUGCUCCGUCUCCAAUUACUGAUAUCAGAAGUAGCAUGGACUUGAAAAGUGGAAGGCCUAGUCCUUACAUGCAACCACUUUCUCCUUGGCUGAACCAAAGGCCUCUUGGAGUCGAUGUCAAUGUUGCUUAUGUUGAUGGCCGUGAAGAAACUGAUAGAGGCUCAUCUCAGCAAGCUAUGACUCAGGACUUUUUCAUGAAUUCCUCUGGGAAACGUAAAAGAGAUGACCAUCCAUCCCGCUUUAACCCAGGAGGUCAUUUACCACAACAAGAUGGAAGUGGGGACAUUUCAAUAGAAUUUUCUUUGCUCCAGGUAAACCCACUUCAGAAGCCAUCACCUAGGCAUGGACAAGGAUCGACAACUUCCAAGCUCAUUCCCAACAGAAGACAACCAACAGUACUUCCUCAGUGUGAUGGAGUACAGGAUGAAUAUGAUGAUUUGUUUCCGAUCCAAGGUGUGACUACUGAAGACUACAAUACACCUGGAGACCAUGCUGAACUACGUGCUCCGACUCCUGCUGUUGCUACACCAAACCCAAAUAAAGACGAAGCAGGAGAAGAUGAUGAGCCACCCCUCAAUGAAGAUGAUGACGAUGAUGACGAAUUGGAUGAUGAUGAAGAUGAUGAUGAGCCAAAUGCUCAGCAUUUGGUUCUAGCUCUCUUUGAUAAGGUGACUCGGACAAAAAGUAGAUGGAAGUGUACCCUUAAGAAUGGCAUAAUGCAUCUCAAUGACAGGGAUCUUCUUUUUAACAAGGCGAAUGGCGAGUUUGAGUUCUGAUUUUCCUCUCGCUCUCUUGAAUUUGUCAACUGGAAGCAUGAACGAACUGUGGUGUUUGCAAUUCUGGAAGCUAUUUGCGUUCUUGUCAAGAUGGUACACGCUAAACCUUCAAAUUUGUUUCUUGGCCUUUUUUUCCUUGUCCCUUUCGCUUCUUUUAAUUGCAGUAUGUUGCCAUAUCCACGACCAUGUUCUGUUAGAUGCCCUUGAGUUUGUGAUACUGCACCAUUUAGUAAUACCGACCGAGACCUUGUAUAUCUUUAGA